UCCAGAUUUCGCAGGCCAGCACUGCGCAUCCGAGACCGCCGCUCCUCUCCACCCGCACACGACUCUCCUCUCUCCGCUCCAUAUAUCUCUCCCUCGACUCGGCGCCUCAAGUCCCUCACCCACGCUCCCUUGCCCGCUCCGCUCUCUGCCUCGCCGACUCGCUCUCUCUCACCCAACACACGCACACUUGAGCGCGCGCUCCUCUCCGCCGCGCCACCUAUCUCCCUCUAGCCAGUGCAGCAGCCUCUGGCAGGCCUGCACUCUCCUCCCUCUUCGACACCAUGACUCUCGACGCUGCCGAGCCGCUCGGCGCCCAGCGCCGCAUGAACCGGCACCGCCGUGCCUCGGCCGACGGCGCCGGCUCGCGUCCGGCGCAGUGGCAGGCCCGCGAUGCCGCUGCCAUUCGCCGUGAGGUCGAGCGCGCGCACGACGAGGCCGUCGAGCGCCGCCAGUUCGGCUUCUUCCCGCCUGACUCGGGCAACUCGCGUCCCGUCACGCCCGCGCCCGGUGCUGGCGGCGACGAGGAGGACGACGGACCGACGCCUGCGACCACCACGCCCGCUGCGACGACGACACGGCCCACGACGACAGCGGCGUCCACGCGCCCGCUGACGACGUCGACGUCCGCGACGCGCUGCCAGGGCCUGCUGAACUGCAUUGCCGAGCCGUUCACGCGCCAGCGGACGACGAGCUCGUCGACGCUCUCGUCCACCACAUCGUCGAGCAGCUCCACGCACUCCUCCACGCGCACCACCAGCAGCGUCAGUAGCGACACGACGACCUCGUCGUCGACCUCAUCAUCUCCCACCUCCUCUCUCACCUCUUCAUCGACGCCUACGAGCACCUUCACGCCGACGCUCACUACGCCGACUCCCUCGACGGCCACGGCCGUUGCGUUUGUCACGUCGUCAAGCAUCGCCUCGCUGGCCUCGGCCACGGCGUCGCUCGAGCCCAAGUCCGAGGGUCCCGGCGCCGGCCCGAUCAUCGGCAUCGUGGCCGGUGCGCUGGCCGGUGUGGCCGUGCUGGCGGCGCUCAUCGGCUUCCUGGUGAAGAAGUACAAGAGCUCGAAGGAGGACCCGUACGAGGCGAAUCCCUUCGACCGGGACGACUUCCGCCGGCAGAGCGCCAUGCUGCCGGAGCACUUUGACGACGAGGACGGCCACCAGCCGUCGAUGUCGGAGCACCACCACGCCAGCAUCGCCUCGGGCGGCUACGGCAUGGACCAGCACGACAGCAUGGGCGCCGGCGUCGGUGCCGGCAUGGCUGGCGCUGCCGCAGCGGGCGCGUACGGCGCGCACGCCGCGCACAACCAGGGCGGCCCGCGCCCGCCGACGAUGUUCGAGCGCCACAUCAACGGCCCGGCGGCGCAGUACAGCAACGCACCGCCUGUGCCGACCGUCGGAGCCUACUUCAACCAGGAGCCGGCGCCCUCGCUGCCGCCGAUUGCCUUCGGCACCGGCGGCGACCCGUACUCGCUCGCCGGCGUCGGCAACUCGCACAGCCAGAUGAACAACGUGAACCCCUACGCACACCUUAACCGCGGCCCGUCGCUCAACGGCUACGGCGCACCGCAGCAGCAGCAGUACCACCAGCAGGCGCCGCAGUACGACGACGCUGGUGCCUACGGCGGCCGGCCUCAGUCGGGCAGCAGCACGCACAGCGGCCCCGCAGCGCGCGACUUGACGUCGCCGUUUGCCAACCCGCACGACCAGCAGCAGCAGUACGGCCAGGCCAUGGGCGGCGACGAGCACGCCACGCGCGACUACAACUACUCGACCACCGGCCGCCCGCAGACGUCCGAGGGCCGCAGCGGCACGCCGGACCUGCCCGACGUGCAGCAGACGUACCAGCUCGACGACGAGGCCGUGCCGCAGCAGCAGGCGCAGGCGCCCGAGGCGCCGCGUUCCGCCUCGCCGUUCGGCGCCCUCGACGCCCACGGCAACGCGCCGCUGCAGGUGCGCAACCUCAUGCCGGGCAACCAGCACGCUGCGCGCCCGCUCAGCACCAACUCGACGGCCGACCCGUCGGACGCCUACGGCGGCUGCUACUGAACGGAUCAUCUCGCGGCACUGGACGGUCGCUCUCGCACGCACCGAUGAGCACGCCGCCGCACCCGGAUCUCGGUGACCACGACUCUAUUCGCUUCGUCUCCUGCUCGUUGUCUCUCUCGCCGUCGUCGCGCGCCCUCAAAGACAGAGCCCUGGCGGCCGGCCCGACGCGCGCCCCUCCUCUCCUCCCUCUUUUGCAAUCACAUUCCUGAUCUACCACGCUCUUUCCUCUCUUGCUCGGCCUAUCCGGCGCCUUCAUGUGCUGCUGCUCGUCACCCCAGUCGUGCCGGCGCGUCACCACACCGGACCUUCCCGUUCCUCGGUGUCGCCUGGGCAUGGCCUGCGCACCGCGCGGCCUCGUCGGCGCCUGCCACACCCUGUACAUACUAGCCACCGUGAAAAACCCAAGGUACCUCGCUCUAACUUAUCUCAUCACUCU
Molecule: messenger RNA, 2487 nt
Organism: Tilletiopsis washingtonensis
Lineage: Eukaryota; Fungi; Basidiomycota; Exobasidiomycetes; Entylomatales
Exons: 3
Coding region: 282-2051 (589 amino acids)
Source: RefSeq, a predicted model, not a curated record